UCCAAAUGUUGACCAAAAUACAUAUUUUUUUCUAGCUGGACCCACCUUUCCCGUCGUCUCCCGAAUCUUUUUUUUUUCUCAAUUGGCGCCGAAACACGACAGCUUCUUCUUAUUCCUACCAACUCUUCCUAAAAAUAAAAAGCCUCAACCCUACAGAUUUUCUAGACAAGGGUGUUAUUUCUUCUGUCUAUUGCGUGAACGACUUGAAUCUUUCGUCGUCGCUUUCAUCCAACUCUCCACUCAAUCUAAUAAUUUCUUUUCUUUCCUCUAUUUUCAGCCUUUAGAAAUUAGAAUUUCAUCAUGUCUUCCGCCACUCCCGUUGAGAAGGUCGAUGCCCUCGCCCGCCAGGCCGCCGCCAACACCCCCGAGAAGCUGAGCGGUUUCGCCCUAUACUCCAGAUUCGCCCUUGCCGGUGCCAUCUGCUGUUCCGUUACCCACGGUGGUCUUACUCCCAUCGAUGUCGUCAAGACCAGAAUUCAACUCGACCCGGCUACCUACAACCGUGGUCUGAUUGGUGGUAUCCGCCAAGUCGUGGCCAAGGAGGGCGCUGGUGCUCUUCUGACUGGUGCUGGUCCUACCUUCGCCGGUUACUUCCUACAGGGCGCUUUCAAGUUCGGUGGAUAUGAAUUCUUCAAGCAACAAGCGAUCAACAUAGUCGGACUCGAGAAUGCCUCAAACUACCGAACUGGUGUCUACCUUGUCUCGUCCGCCUUUGCCGAGUUCUUCGCCGACAUUGCCCUCUGCCCUCUUGAGGCUACCCGUAUCCGUCUCGUGUCUGAGCCCACCUAUGCCAGUGGUCUUGUGAGCGGUUUCAGCAAGAUGCUGUCUCAAGAAGGUGCUGCCGCCUUCUACGCCGGAUUUGGCCCCAUCCUGUUCAAGCAGGUUCCUUAUACCAUGGCCAAGUUUGUGGUUUACGAGAAGGUCGCCGAGGCCGUCUUCCGCCAAUACCCCAAGAAGGACAUGUCCGACGGCAUGCAGACCACUGUCAACUUGGGUGCUGGUUUGAUUGCCGGUUUCGCUGCCGCUCUCGUUUCUCAGCCCGCCGACACCAUGCUUUCCAAGAUUAACAAGACCAAGGGUCUUCCCGGUGAGAGCACCACCAGCCGUCUUAUCAAGAUUGCCAAGGACCUUGGUCUCCGAGGAUCCUACACUGGUAUUGGUGCUCGUCUGUUCAUGGUGGGAACUCUUACCGCCGGCCAGUUCGCGAUAUACGGUGAUAUCAAGCGCGUCCUAAAUGCGACAGGCGGAGUGGAGAUCUCCAAGUAAACGGAUAUCCUCAAUGUUAUGAAGAACGAUGAUUUCUGGUGGAGAACAAGGAACGACACCCCCCUUUGUGGAUGGAAGAAUUCUAGACAUAUUGGGAGGCUUUGUUGUUAAAGUAACCUCUGGCAGCUAUGCGGAUUUUCAGGAAGCUGCUUUCCUCAUUUUGCAUUUAGACUAGGCGGUACCGGACUGGAUUUGCAGGCUUUUGAGUGCUGGCUGCAAUAGGGGCUUUGGAAUCCUCGAAGCUCCAGGACUCAGCAAGCCGCGGACUCAUAGAGCAUAGGCGAAUCAUCUAGAAGCAGCAGACGAUACUUCCGUUAGGAAGUUGUAUAAUACACUUGUUCAUUUCAAGUAAUGACUAAAUCUCAACUCGUAUUACAACA
Molecule: messenger RNA, 1646 nt
Organism: Hypoxylon fragiforme
Lineage: Eukaryota; Fungi; Ascomycota; Sordariomycetes; Xylariales; Hypoxylaceae
Product: mitochondrial carrier
Exons: 4
Coding region: 301-1266 (321 amino acids)
Biological process (GO): mitochondrial phosphate ion transmembrane transport
Cellular component (GO): mitochondrial inner membrane
Molecular function (GO): phosphate transmembrane transporter activity
Source: RefSeq, a predicted model, not a curated record